Messenger RNA from Bacillus rossius redtenbacheri, 959 nucleotides. It is a transcript of the gene EMC7, whose product is annotated as ER membrane protein complex subunit 7 homolog. The transcript has 4 exons. Lineage: Eukaryota; Metazoa; Arthropoda; Insecta; Phasmatodea; Bacillidae. Gene Ontology annotation, molecular function: carbohydrate binding. The record is from RefSeq and is a predicted model, not a curated record. Gene Ontology annotation, cellular component: EMC complex. Bases 112 to 777 code for a protein of 221 amino acids.
GACAUAUGGUCACUUUCACUUUAUCUCUGGUGCAACGAGCAUUACUCUCUGGUGUAAUAAAAUGUUUUGAUCUUGAAUUUUUGGUGUGGUAAAUUUUGUGAGAAUAAAAAUAUGAAGUAUUUCUGUAAACCUGUACUAUGUUUUGUGUUUUUGACCAUGUUGAGUUCCGCCACAUCAGAUGAUUUUGAAUUAUCAACAGAUACGUACGGUAUCGAAGGAAAAAUUUUCCCCCCGGAAACUUACGGGACUAAUGGCAACUGGCAGUCGUUAACACGUAUUUUAGUGAAUGGUGGAGAAUAUUUAGGGUUCUUGAAGGAAGAUGGCACCUUUACAGUCAACAAUGUACCAUCUGGGUCAUACGUUCUGGAGAUUGCAAAUCCUAACUUUGCUUACGAACCUGUUCGUGUUGAAAUAAACUCCAAAGGAAAAUUUCGUGCCCGGAAAGUUAAUUACAUACAACCAUCAGUGGUCACACAUGUCAACUAUCCUUUGAGAAUAAAGCCAUUGGCUCGUUACAGGUACUUCCAAGUACGUGAACAAUGGCGAAUAACUGAUUUCUUAUUCAGUCCAAUGGUGCUGAUGAUGGUGUUGCCCCUUGUUCUCAUCAUGGUACUCACCAAAAUGAUGAGUGAUCCAGAAACAAAGAGGGAAAUGGAGCAGUUGAACAGCAACUUCAAUUACAAUGUUCCAGAAUUUUCAGAAGUUCUAACCUCUUUGUUUGCUGGAGCAGAAAAACAAAAGAACCGUGCUAUCAAAUCAAGUAAGAAGAGGCAGUAACCAUAUAACUGUUUUGUUAAAUUAAAAUACUUUAGGGCAAAAUGUAUAUGCUGUAUAAAACUAUCAGUAUUUUUUCUAACACAUUUAUUUCAUUAUUUGAUGUUUAUAAGUGUUAAAAAUAAAUGUAUAAACUUGUUGUUGGUUUUUAAGAGUCCCUUAAUAAACUAAUCAACAACAAACAA